Molecule: messenger RNA, 4749 nt
Organism: Electrophorus electricus (electric eel)
Lineage: Eukaryota; Metazoa; Chordata; Actinopteri; Gymnotiformes; Gymnotidae
Gene: rrbp1b
Product: ribosome binding protein 1b
Biological process (GO): protein transport
Cellular component (GO): endoplasmic reticulum membrane
Source: RefSeq, a predicted model, not a curated record
AUUUGGCCAACAGGCGGGAGCUUUGUCAGCUCACAGAAAGUGCCACGACUCCAGUCAGCGGCUAUUCCGAAUCACUGAAAAUUUGGACGUUGGAAGCAGGAUCAGUGGUGGACAGGACUAAACAAAGAUGGAUGUGUAUGACCCUCAGACUCUGGGAAUUGUAGUGUUCAGUGGCUUCAUGGUGGUUUCGGCCAUUGGCAUUGCUCUGGUCUCCACUCUGUCCAUGAAAGAGACAUCAUAUGAAGAGGCUCUAGCUAACCAAAGGCGUGAACUGGCUAAGACCCAACCCCUGCGUGGGGACAAGAAGAAAAAGGCUUUGGAGAAGAAAGGCAAAGCCAAGAAGAAGGAGGAAAAACCCAACGGGAAGCUUCCAGAACAUGAGAUGCAUGACUCUGGUCCUGAACCAGGUUCAGAGACCAGCGAACCAGAACCAGAAUCGGAACCGGAAUCCGUGGCUGUCCCUGAGCCUGUUCCUGUAGCCGAGGCCACAGCUGUCCCCAAACUAGUGGUUCCAGAACCCAAAGCUGAUGAAGUGGCAGUGUGUUAUGUUGCACCAACUAAGGCUGCUGCUGUACCAGCUCCAUCUGCACCUUCCCCAAGGGAGAAGAAGAAGAGGAAGGUGGCAAAGGUUGAUCCAGCCCCUGCUAAGCCAUUGCAGAUUGUUGCAGAAAACAUCACUAAGGAGCCAGUCUCUAAAGUAGCCAAGGGACCUGUCCCUAAGGAGCCAGGUGCUAAGGUUGCCAAGGAGCCAGGUGCUAAGGUUGCCAAGGAGCCAGGUGCUAAGGUUGCCAAGGAGCCAGGUGCUAAGGUUGCCAAGGAGCCAGGUGCUAAGGUUGCCAAGGAGCCAGGUGCUAAGGUUGCCAAGGAACCUGUCCCUAAGGAGCCUGGUGCUAAGGUUGCCAAGGAGCCAGGUGCUAAGGUUGCCAAGGAGCCAGGUGCUAAGGUUGCCAAGGAGCCAGGUGCUAAGGUUGCCAAGGAGCCAGGUGCUAAGGUUGCCAAGGAACCUGUCCCUAAGGAGCCAGGUGCUAAGGUUGCCAAGGAACCUGUCCCUAAGGAGCCAGGUGCUAAGGUUGCCAAGGAACCUGUCCCUAAGGAGCCAGGUGCUAAGGUUGCCAAGGAACCUGUCCCUAAGGAGCCAGGUGCUAAGGUUGCCAAGGAACCUGUCCCUAAGGAGCCAGGUGCUAAGGCUGCAAAGGUUGUUAAGGAAGCUGCUUCAAAGAUUGUGAAGGAGCCAGCUGCUAAAGUUACCAAGGAACUUGUCUCAAAGGCUGCCAAGGAAACCGUCACCAAGGAAUUGGCUGCAAAGGCUGCCAAGGAACCUGUUGCAAAGGAAUCUGCCACUAAGGUUGCCAAGGAGCAUGUCUCAAAGGAAACAGCAGCUAAGGUUUCCAAAGAGCCUGUUGCUAAGGAAUCUAUCGUGAAGGCUUCCAAGGAAUCGGUCACUAGGGUUGCAAAAGAGCCAAAUGUUAAGAUUAAGGGACAAUCUCCUAAGGUUUCUAAGGAGCCGGUAGGUGCUGAGAUUGCCCCGAUGCCUGUAGCUCUUGCAAAAGCAGAGGAGCCCAAAUCUGAAAGUACUUCCAGGAAAAAGUCCAAGAAGAAGGUGGAUGCAGCAGUUGCUGAGGAUGUGGCAGAAGUGCCCCUUCUGUUGCCAUUUAAGACACUGGUUGCCACUCUUAGUAACUCGGUGUUCAGUGAAUCAGAGACACAGAAACUUCUGGAGAUCGUUGGCGACAAAGCAGGAGCUGACACCUGGCAGCUGGCAUCGCAGAAAGGUGACCCCUUGGCAGCUCUGAAGAAGCAGUUGGAGGAGAAGGGGAAACUCCUGUCUGCCGAACAGGAGAACGCAGCUGCAGCUAAGACUCGCCUGCGCGAGCUCACCAAGGAGCUGAGCGGUGAGAAGAGCAAGACGGCGUCGGUGGAGACGAGGCUGAGCUCGGAGCUGAGUGCUCGUGAGCAGGAGAUGGUUGCCUUGCAUGCCAGAAUGAAGGCCUCAUAUGAUGAGCACACCGCCCAGACUCAGCAGCUCAACAGCAAGAUCCAGAGCUUACAGGAGCAGCUAGAGAAUGGCCCCAAUGCCCAGCUGGCCCGACUCCAGCAGGAGAACACCAUCCUUAGAGAUGCCCUGAACCAAGCCACCAGCUUGGCAGAGAGCAGGCAGAACGCAGAGCUGGCAAAGCUGCGUCAGGACUGCGUGCGGCUCAGCCGGGAGGCGAAUGAGCGUGCGGAGACCCUGCAUGCUGAGGAGGAACGCAGGAAGGCACUGGAGGCCAAGGUGGCCGUCGUGGAGGAGCAGCUGACCCAGGCGAAGGCAGCGCGUGUGGAGACAGAGCAUACCCUGCAGCAAAAACUGGAGCGGGUCGAGGGAGAACUACACCAGGCGCAGGACAACGGCGCUGCCCUAGAGUCUCAACUGGAACAGUCCAAGAAGGAGGCAGGCAAGCUCAGUGAGCUGCAGGAGCAAGUGUGCCUUAGAGAGGCGGAGCUUAAGGACAGGUGUACAGAGGUGGAGUCUUUAAAAGCUCAGCUUGCUCAGGUACAGCAGGCCAUGCCCAUCCACCUAGAGGAACAAGUUACCCUGCAAACAGAGGCUCGAGAGCAGGCUGAGACACAGGGGCAUAACUCUGAAGAGCAGCUGAGGAGAAGUUUGACAGAGAGGGAGGGGCAGGUGAUGUCAAUGGAGGUGGAGCUAAAGCAACUGAGGGAGGAGCUUGAAGCUGUAAAAACUGCUUAUCCUGAGCCCACUCCAAAUCGAGAGGGAGGGCGACAGGAGGAUGAGGCGCAGAGCACAGCUGAUCUUCAGCUCCUUCAGAACAGCCUGAAAGAGAAGGAGGACUUGGUGGCAUCUCUUGAACAACAACUAGACAAGGUGAAGGAGAGUAUGAAUGAGACGGAGAACUCCGUGCAGCAGCUGCAGGCGAGCCUGGCGGAGCGGGAGAGCCGGGCAGCAGAGCGGGAGGCGGAGCUUAAGAAGCUGAGAGACGAGCUGGAUCAGCAGAAGGCUGCAGCAGAGAUGGCGGAAGCGGAGCAGCCGUUUGAGAGCCUGGAGAAAGACGCACGUCUUAUUUCUCUGGAGGAGGAGCUCCAGGCUCUGAGGGAAGAGGCAGAACAGGCAAGGACCAAGAGCAAUGAGCUGCGGGAGAAGAACUAUGCCGCCGUAGAAGCUCUUGCUGCAGCAGAGAGACUUGGUGAAGAUAGACUCAUCCAGGCGAGGAAAUCUCAGAAUGAUGUCGAACAGAAACUACACUCUCUUCAGAUGGACAUCAAGGAUGCCCUCCAGAACCUCUUUCCACAUGUUACCGUUCCAACGGAACAGAGUAACUGGUUGGAGGCAUUCAUUCAGAAAGCACAAGAGUCACUUACACAGACCCAGCGGGGGCCAGCUGAGGAGCAAGACAGCACAGAGCUAACAGAUGCUCUGCAGAAAUUAAGGGAGGCAGAAGAGAGUCAAACGGCACUGCAGGCACAGUGUGAACAGUACAGAGCAACUCUCAGCCAGACGGAGAGUAUACUGAAGGAUCUUCAGAGGAGUGUUGAAGAAAGAGAGCUCACCUGGAAGUCCCAGGUCUCUGAGGCUGAGAGACAGUGGCACGAAGCCUUGGCUGAGGUGAAGUUGUUGGAGGAGACAGCAGAGAUACUGAGGGUUGAGAACCAGAGCACAGAGCAGCUGAAGGGGCAGGUGGUACUUCUAGAAGCACAGCUGGAGAAGCAGCUAGAAUCCAUCAGCUCUAGUCAAACGUGCGCUCAUGAGGUAGAGCAGCUGAAGAUAUUGUUAUCGACCACUCAGGCUCAGUUGGAGUCUGCCCAAUCAGAGGCUCAGAAACAGCAUGCUGAACUCUUAUUGGUCAGGCAGCAACUACAGGAGGCGACUGAGUGCGUGCAGAGGCAGGACGACACUCAGCCCAGCCAGGCGCAGGAGCAGCUGGUGCAGACAGAAGGCCGACUGCAGACGGAGGAGAGUGCCCGGCUACAGAUGGAGCAUAGCUAUGAACAGGCCCUAAGGUGCGUGAGGGAUCUGGAGGCCCAGCUUGUGGAGCUCCAGGCAGCAGGAGAGGGCUCAUCUGCAGAACUGAAGGAGAAGCUGGAGAAGGAGGCGAGGCUGACCCAGGACCUUGGCGAGGCGGCUUCCACGCUUCAGCGACUGCUGAGGAGCACCCAGGAGGAGCUGUCCAAAGAGCGUGAGGCAGUGAAGGCCCUCCAGGAGCAGCUACAGGGCCAGGAUGGGGAGGAACUGAAAGAAGGAACCUCUGUGUGAUGUUGCAGCAAGAGAAAAGGAGAGAGCCAAACUGCCAAAAAUGCCUUAGUUGUUCUUGUCCCUAUAAUCUGUCAUACUGUAGUGGAAACUGCUUAAUCAAUGAGGAUUAAACAUGUGGGCAAUGUCGUUAAGGGAUCUAGAGGGAAGGGAGUUACAAGGCCCAGUUAUGUUUUAUUUGAUGUCUUUGUUACUGUUUUUCUGCGUCCAUGACUCUUCACAUUCCUGCGACUCUCAUCGCUCAGUGUUACGGAAAGAGCUUUGUGCGUUAGACGCACACUGGUGUGCAAUCUUUUAUCUUUUGGGUUUUGUUUGUUUGUUUUUUGCAAAGACUCUCCUUUCUCAUGGAUGUAAAAAGCGAUGGAACCUUUCCUGCUCCGGUGAUGCAAUACAAGCUUGACACUAUAGUUGGCUGCUGACCAAAUGUGAUUUAAAUUUAAAUAAAAACACUUAAAGGGUUACUUGGUGCAUCUAUUUCCCCCCUCCCUCCCUCCCUCCCU